Bubalus bubalis (water buffalo) is the source of this 1979-nucleotide messenger RNA. RefSeq names its product solute carrier family 7 member 9 (gene SLC7A9). Lineage: Eukaryota; Metazoa; Chordata; Mammalia; Artiodactyla; Bovidae. The coding region runs from base 166 to 1629 and encodes 487 amino acids. Gene Ontology annotation, biological process: amino acid transmembrane transport. The record is from RefSeq and is a predicted model, not a curated record. The transcript is spliced from 14 exons. Gene Ontology annotation, molecular function: L-amino acid transmembrane transporter activity. Gene Ontology annotation, cellular component: membrane.
GGUCAGCCUUGUACCGUUUUAUUUGCUCAUCAAUGCUCUUUGCAUCACUCAACGAAAAAAAUAUCUGUACUGUGGAUCUAUUAUGCGCGAGGGGCCUUAAACUUGGAAACUAAUUAGCAUUUGCCGAGUCUCCUUGCAGCCUCCUAGAACUGGCGGGAGGGGAAAAUGGAAGAGACGAGCCUGAGAAAAAGGAGGGGGGAUGAGACGUCGAUCCAGAGCAGCGAACCCAAGACCACGAAUCUCCAAAAGGAGCUGGGCCUGUUCAGUGGCACCUGCAUCAUCGUGGGUACCAUCAUCGGCUCUGGGAUCUUCAUCUCCCCCAAGUCUGUGCUCAGGAACAUGGAAGCCGUGGGACCCUGUCUCAUCAUAUGGACCAUGUGUGGGGUUCUUGCAACACUGGGCGCCCUGUGCUUCGCGGAGCUUGGCACGAUGAUCACCAAGUCGGGGGGCGAGUACCCCUACCUGAUGGAGGCCUUUGGCCCCAUUCCGGCAUACCUCUUUUCCUGGAGCAGCCUGUUCGUCAUAAAGCCCUCAUCCUUUGCCAUCAUCUGCCUCAGCUUCUCCGAGUACGUUUGUGCGCCCUUCUACUCAGGCUGCAGCCCUCCCCAAGUUGUCAUUAAAUCCCUGGCUGCCGCUGCCAUCUUGCUCAUCUCCACGGUGAACGCGCUGAGCGUGCGGCUGGGGAGCUAUGUCCAGAACGUGUUCACGGCGGCCAAGAUGGUGAUCGUGGUCAUUAUCAUCAUCAGCGGACUUGUCCUCCUGGCCCAAGGAAAUACGAGGAAUUUUGAAAACUCUUUUGAAGGCGCAUCAUUGUCUGUGGGCUCCAUCAGUCUGGCAUUAUAUAAUGGACUCUGGGCGUAUGAUGGAUGGAAUCAACUCAACUACAUCACAGAAGAACUCAGAAACCCUUUCAGAAACCUGCCCCUGGCCAUCAUCAUUGGGAUCCCACUAGUAACAGGCUGCUACAUCCUCAUGAACGUGUCCUACUUCACUGUGAUGACGGCCACCGAGCUCCUGCAGUCCCAGGCUGUGGCCGUGACGUUUGGUGACCGUGUCCUCUACCCCGCCUCGUGGAUCGUUCCGCUCUUCGUGGCGUUUUCAACCAUCGGCGCAGCUAACGGGUCGUGCUUUACUGCUGGCAGACUUGUUUUCGUUGCGGGCCGGGAAGGCCACAUGCUAAAAGUGCUAUCUUACAUUAGCGUCAAGCGCCUCACUCCAGCUCCUGCCAUCAUGUUUCAUGGCAUGAUAGCGAUCAUUUACAUCAUCCCUGGUGACAUAAACUCAUUAGUCAAUUACUUCAGUUUCGCUGCAUGGCUGUUCUAUGGUUUGACGAUCACCGGACUCAUUGUGAUGAGGUUUACAAGGAAACAGCUGAAAAGACCUAUCAAGGUGCCCAUUUUCAUCCCCAUCUUGGUGACUUUCUUAUCCGUGUUUUUGGUUUUGGCCCCAAUCAUCAGCGCACCUGCGUGGGAAUAUCUCUACUGUGUGUUGUUUAUGCUGAGUGGCCUUGUAUUUUAUUUCCUUUUUGUCUACCAUAAGUUUGGAUGGGCUCAGAAAAUCUCAAAGCCUCUCACCAUGCACCUUCAGAUGCUGAUGGAAGUCGUCCCCCCAGAGGAAGCUCCAGAGUAACAAGCUCUGCCUCUUGUGCCAAAUCCAAGCUGUGAUGAACUUAUUUUUCUAUCCUUAGUUCUCUGGGUGGGUGCUGGCUGAAAUCAGCAGGCAAGGACAUAACCCAGAAGAACGGUGGUGGCGGGAAGGAGUACAUCAGAGCCACUGGCUCCACGCAGCGACUCUAGCAAGGGGCACGUCACACCUGCUUCAAUAAAGGUGUUCUUUCAGCUCCAUCAUCAGAAGGGUAUAUAUACGUAUACACACACACACACACGUAUAUGUAUAUACACACAUACACACAUAUAUACAUUUAAAUAUAAAAUUGAUGGAACUUUGCUUUGAUUGAAAUAGAUUUUUAAAAUAUUCAA